Messenger RNA from Bactrocera latifrons, 974 nucleotides. Its product is annotated as glycoprotein-N-acetylgalactosamine 3-beta-galactosyltransferase 1-like. Gene Ontology annotation, molecular function: N-acetylgalactosaminide beta-1,3-galactosyltransferase activity. Bases 51 to 974 code for a protein of 307 amino acids. NCBI's taxonomy places the organism in Eukaryota, Metazoa, Arthropoda, Insecta, Diptera, Tephritidae. Gene Ontology annotation, cellular component: membrane. The transcript is spliced from 4 exons. The record is from RefSeq and is a predicted model, not a curated record.
UCGCUACAAUUURAAAAAUUGCUGUUAAAAUAUUAUUAUAAUUAUUAAUAAUGACCGCUAAAAYCCAUAUGCCGAAGAGGAAACGACAUUUGCUGCUAUAUUUCAUCACGGGUCUGGUUUAUGGUGCCCUGCUUGCCGUAAUUUUUUCGUUUUGGCCUACAUAUUACCGCGAACUCAUCCAAGCAGCAACUCAUAGGCAGCGUGACAUGAUUGCGGUGAAAAACGAAAAUAAUAGCAGACCGACACACUUGAGUCAAACGGUACGUGUGCUCUGCUGGAUCGCGACAAAUCAGMAGCAUGAUAAAUCUAAAGAACAGCAUGUAAAACGUACAUGGGGAACACGCUGCAAUAAGCUAAUCUUUGUGAGCUUGCAGCAUGAUCAAGAAUUGGGUACUAAGCAGAAAGACUCGGAAAAUGCAUGGUCAAAAACACAAGCGGCGCUCAAGUAUAUAUACGCAAACCAUUUCGACGAUGCGGAUUGGUUCUUUAGGGCGGAUGAUAAGACUUAUGCAAUUAUGGAAAACAUGCGAUACUUUCUCUAUACUUAUUCGCCGGAGACGCCUAUAUAUUUCGGUCACAAAGUUAAGGAUCAAAUUUCCGCCAAUGCUGGCUAUGUGCUUAGUAAAGCGGCGCUCCGGCGUUUCGUCGAAAAAGCUCUACCAAACGACAAGCUUUGCAUUCAGAACGGCACCCGCACCGAAACCGUAGAGUUGGGUGAAUGUCUGGGAAACGUUGGUGUAAUCGCCGUCGACUCACGUGAUCAGCAUGGUUGCGGCCGUUUUGUACCCUACCUAACGUCUUGGCCUAGGGAUUACAGCAUUUUCAAAAGCGCAGAGGACUUAACGUGCUGCUCGGAUACACUCAUUGCCUACAAUUUCAUCAAGCCGUAUAGAAUGUAUUUGCUGGAUCACUUCAUAUAUCACACGAGAGGCAACGGUAGCGCAAUUAUACCAAUAACACUGGCACUACGUUGA